Messenger RNA from Strongyloides ratti, 669 nucleotides. RefSeq names its product Glutaredoxin-3. Lineage: Eukaryota; Metazoa; Nematoda; Chromadorea; Rhabditida; Strongyloididae. The coding region runs from base 1 to 669 and encodes 222 amino acids. The record is from RefSeq and is a predicted model, not a curated record. The transcript has 2 exons.
AUGACAUUACAAGACCUCAAAAAUCUUGAAAAUUUUAACGAAUUUAUUUCUAAAAAUAAAUUAGCAGUAGUUGUAUUUUCUGCAACAUGGGUACCUCAAUGUGGUCAGGUUCUUGAAAUAAUUGAACAAUUAGUAGAAGACAAUAAUGGUUUAUUUACUAGUGCUUCUAUUGAUGCAGAAGGUGUUGCAGAGGUAUCCUCAAAAUAUUCUAUAUCCGCUGUUCCAACUGUAGUUUUUUUCCGUGAUGGGAAAGAAAUAGAUCGUGUAAAUGGUUUUAGUCCUUCAGCUAUCCGUAAUUCAGUAACAAAACUUAUUACUGAAUGUUCUGAUGUUGUAGAUAAUGUAGAAUCAGUUACAAAAGAGGAUUUAAAUUCAAGAUUAAAAAAACUUAUAAAUAAAUCUAAAUUAGUUGUAUUUAUGAAAGGCAAUAGAGAACAACCAAGAUGUGGUUUUAGUCGUCAAGUAAUUGAAUUAUUAAAUAAUGUUAAUGCAAAUUAUUGGACAUUUGACAUUUUAGAAGAUGAUGAGGUUCGUCAAGGAUUAAAAGUUUAUAGUGAUUGGCCAACAUAUCCACAAAUAUACUUGGAUGGAGAACUUAUUGGUGGAUUAGAUAUAUUUAGAGAAGAACUUAAAGACCAAGCAUUUGUUGAUAGUCUUCCUAAGCUUUAA